Molecule: messenger RNA, 523 nt
Organism: Erinaceus europaeus (western European hedgehog)
Lineage: Eukaryota; Metazoa; Chordata; Mammalia; Eulipotyphla; Erinaceidae
Product: cAMP-specific 3',5'-cyclic phosphodiesterase 4D-like
Exons: 3
Coding region: 248-523 (91 amino acids)
Source: RefSeq, a predicted model, not a curated record
CUCGGAUUGGUGAUACAACCAUGAACUUCGAGGAUACUGUGGACAUUGAGAGACCUGCUCAUUUCUAGAAAUUGGGGCUGAAGUAGCUUCUUGAAGCUGGAGGUGUUCCAGAAAACAGGAGUGGAAGCAACAAUUGUAGAACACCUUCCAAGAGCAUGCCAGUUGGCUUUUGAGUGGAGAGUUGUAGCAGUGAGAGCAGUGACACUGGAAACAACUGUUGCCUGCUUGGAUUACUUAAGACACCACCAUGGACAAAAAUACCUGUGAUUUGUUGUCUCGGAGCAAAAGUGCCUCUGAGGAAACCCUACAUUCUAAUAAUGAGGAAGAAGACCUUUUACGAGGGAUGGAACCCUAUCUUGUACGAAGACUCUCCUGCCGCAAUGUCCAGCUUCCCCCUCUUGCCUUCAGACAGCUGGAACAAGCUGAUUUGAAAAGUGAAUCAGAGAAUAUCCAAAGACCAACCAGCCUCCCUUUGAAGAUCCUGCCACUGAUUGCUAUUACUUCUGCAGACUCCACUGGGUGA